CUUAGCUUUCAUUUCUCUCUCUCUCUCUCUCUCUCUCUCUCUCUCGAAGAGUCAAAAUUAGGGUUUCGUUGCAGUAUCUUCUCUCUCCAGAGUGAUAAAGGUUGUGUGUGGAGCUUUUUUUUUCAGAAUCAGAGAGGCUUGCUUUUGAAAGAUGGAGGUAUUUGGAAAAUCUCCCAUGGUUACAUCUGCCAAUGUUAUUUACUUGUCUGCAAUUCUGGGUCGCGAUUGCGAUGGACCCAUCCAGUGUCACAAAUGUGAUUGGAAAUGUGAGAAUGAAAUUGUUUGUGGGAAUAUGUACCGCUGCAAACUAACUGGGCUGACUCAUGUCUGCGACAAGAACUGUAACCAGCGGAUUCUCUAUGAUAACCAUAGCUCUUUGUGCCGUGCCAGCGGCAGGAUUUUCCCUCUCUCAUCGGUUGAGGAGCAGGCUGUGAAAGGAGUCCGGAGGAAGCUUGAUGCUGAGAGUCAUCCUUCUGAGAGCUGUUCGUUUAAGCGUCGUCGUCGUGAUGCCCAGUUCCAUGCUUCUCCUUUCGAGAGGUCUUUCUCUGCUGUGAGCCCCAUCUGCACCCCAGCUGGAGACGGGAUGGAUUUGAGUUAGAUCCAUGCUGAUCUCCUCAAUAUUCCAGAGACUGAGAGGCUCUUUAUCUUAAGUAGAAUAACUUCCCUUUCCCUUUCUUCUGAACAACUAUGGAUAAGAGACAUUGUGCUUAUUGCUCCAGCAGGGGGAUCUAGGCAUCCUCCCUGCUUUAAAGAGAGCUUUAUCUUAGUAUUGUGAACUUUAUGUAGUACUUAUGUAGGAGAGACUUUAUAAUUCUAAUGCUUUAUUCUGGACCU
Messenger RNA from Capsella rubella, 834 nucleotides. RefSeq lists its product as uncharacterized. Bases 152 to 598 code for a protein of 148 amino acids. The transcript has 2 exons. The record is from RefSeq and is a predicted model, not a curated record. NCBI's taxonomy places the organism in Eukaryota, Viridiplantae, Streptophyta, Magnoliopsida, Brassicales, Brassicaceae.